GCAGCGUUUCACAAUGGCCAGGUUGAAUCUCUGCCUUAUGCUUCUGCUCUUGUGCUUGACCAGGGGCAGCCUGCAGGGAGGAGUGAAACCUCAAGUAAGUGGCCAGGGAGGAGUUUACCUUCCAUCUCUAAUAAGAGGUGCAGGAGGCAUACAGCCAGGAGCUGGAUUGGGGCCAACUGGAGCCAAAGCUGGAAAAUAUUCUGCCUAUGGGCCCCAAGGGCUGCCUGCAGGACUAGGAGUUCAAAAUGGAUUUGGGGCUCCACGAGGCUUUGGGGGCAAACCAGGGAAGCCAGGUUACAGAAUCCCAGCUGGAUAUGGAACCGGUUACAGAGGUGUUGGUUACCCCCGUCCUGAUCUCCACUUGGGAGGUCUUGGAGCAAGAGGCAAGCCUUCCAAAGCAGGAUAUUUGGGUGGUGGUGGAGCCGGAAGCUACCCAAGCAAUGGACUGCAGAAUGGAUAUGGCAAUGGUAAGAAAGCUACACGUGUUCUCACACAGGCGACACCUGCUAUGGAGCUGGAGGCAAUGGAUUUCCUCUUGCUGGAGCUCAGCCAGGUGGAAAUAGGGAUGGGUGGUGCCCAGAUUCCAUAUGGCAGUCAGCUAGGGGGCCCAGCUGGGGCUGCUGCUGCCGCUGCUGCUGCUGCCGCAGCCACCACCAAAUAUGGAGUUUGA
Messenger RNA from Python bivittatus (Burmese python), 670 nucleotides. The record is from RefSeq and is a predicted model, not a curated record. Lineage: Eukaryota; Metazoa; Chordata; Lepidosauria; Squamata; Pythonidae.